Messenger RNA from Oenanthe melanoleuca, 4259 nucleotides. Its product is annotated as acrosin-like. The transcript is spliced from 5 exons. Lineage: Eukaryota; Metazoa; Chordata; Aves; Passeriformes; Muscicapidae. Gene Ontology annotation, biological process: proteolysis; acrosome reaction. The record is from RefSeq and is a predicted model, not a curated record. Gene Ontology annotation, molecular function: serine-type endopeptidase activity. The coding region runs from base 2580 to 4064 and encodes 494 amino acids.
CCUGAAAUAUUCCAGCAUCUUCCACUGUUUCAAUUCCCUCUAUUCAGGAAGUUGUAGAUACUUUGUGCUCCUCUUAUCUUUCAAGAAUACAUUGUAGGUAAUUAUUAUGUUUACUUAAUUAGCUCUUUGUUGAUUUGAGCUUAUUUGGUGCAGUCACUGAUGCUUCUGCAGCACACAUUCCAUCAUCUCUUUGAUUUUUUGCUAAUUAAUGGAAGAGUCUGAUCACUUGCUUCCAACCAGUUUUUAAGUACCCUUGAUUAUUUUUUUAAUUGUGUUUUGGGAAUUAAUUUAGAGUUGAAACAUGUCUCAACUAAUUGCAAGACGUAAUAUCACUAAACUGUAUGAAUUAACAAAUACUAAUAUGUACUUAACAUCUGUCCUAGAUACCAGUGUUUGUACCCACACACAGAGGAUGCUGCUACAGGCUGAAAUUAGACGACAGGAACAAUGUAGUUUGUAUCCAAAUUCUGUAUUUCUCUAGUAAAUUUCAAAUCAGCACAAGACAUAGAUCCCAUUCAGAUAUUCAUCUGUUCAGCAUCUUUACCAAAAAGACAAGUUUCUAGAUGACCCUUAUGGCAGCAGAAAUUGAGAUUCUAGCUGACAUUACUAAUUAACAUUGUAUGAGGUUUCUCCAAGUGUGUUGAUGGCCAUAUCCAUCUUUGAGAGAAAAAACCAACCAAACAAAAAACAGCAAACAAACAAACAAAAACCAAAAACUAACAAAGAAACCAAAAAACCACCCCACAGCCCAAAAGCAACCAAACAAAAAAAUCCCCAAAACCAACAAUAUCAAAGAAACACCCACAUGCUUAUAAUUUAUCCUGUUUGUCAUUAAAAUGAUGCAUUAUAAAUUUACCAAGUCAUGCAAACCAGCGUCAUUUCAUAUUCCGAGCACACCAUUAAUUUUCAGAGGCAAAUAUGUGUUUAGAAUCACUAGGUCUGUUCAAACAUUGAAUGCAGUUAUUUUUCAGUAUCUUCUAUGCAUGAAGUUUAGCUACCUUGUUGUAUCAAAAAUCCAGCUGUACUGGCAAGUUAACAAUUUUUUUUUGAAAAAAUCUGGAAGAGCAAAAGGGGAAGGAAAAACCCCAUGUGUUACCUCUGAUGAUUUUAAGACUUACUCAGAAUAUUGUACCUUCAUCAAUGAUUAAAUGACUCCCCCUUUUAAAAUGCAUUGAGCCCUCAUUUUUACGUGGAUAGAUAUUACUACACCAGAAAUUCAACCUCUCACUGAGAAAAAGGGUGAUCAUAAGAAUGGGAAAACAACUCAGAUAAGUAAAACCAAUGCAAACCUUUUGCCAGCUCCUUGGAAAAGAUUGACAAUCUCAAAAUGUAUAAGCACAUAGGGCCUACAUUUCCCAAAAUAAGAAAUGAUGGCAGAUGCUCAGCUGGCACUGACACAUCAGGUGCCACUCUGGGAGGGCAGGUACUCUCUGAAAACUGGGCACUUUUAAUAACAUUGCAAAGAAGGUGCUUAAACACCAAGGUAUCCAAAAAUUUUUUUUGGUUUGCAAAUACGAAUUUUGACUCUUUUUCAAGCUUCUAAUUUUUUCUUCUUUGUAUGUGUCUUUUCCCUGCUCUGUCUGAAAACAGAAAAAGGGGUAGAAAGCACUAUGGAACUAGAAUAUACACAUAUUAAUUGAAUACAUCUGUAUCAGUCAGCAGGUUAAUAUUUAGAUGCCAUUUUGAUUACGUAUUUUCUUUUUUGUUUGGUUGGUUAAGGAUCUUCAGGGGACUUUCAGAAUAUAUGGGCUGGCAUGGAAAGCAAAGUCCGAUUUUAUCAGAUAGAUCUCAAUGCUUCUUAAUACCACAUGUUUUCAUCAGUGUUUUCUCUAUGCCUUGUUAUUUGUAGGCAGCACUUAACACUUUAUAAUUCUUCAGAGAGAGUGCUGACUGUGGCUGAGAAGUCAUCCUGAAGAGUAGGGUCACAGGUAUUUUCCAUUUUAGAUGCACAGGCCCAAAUACCAUACAUACAUGACCAAACUGAUUUUUACUUAGGUACUACAUGAUAGGAAAAGUCAGUCAAAUUGUCAUAUUUUAAAGAAUGAAAGCAAAAUGGUCUGUCUUGCUGACAAAGGCAUCUGCACUUCCCUGUGCUGCAGGGUCUGCACACACUCAUCCCACAAGCAAAGGUGCCUACAGAAAGCUGGAGAGGGAUUUUUUUUUAUAAGGGCAAGUAGGGGUAGAACCAGAGGGAAUGGUUUCAGAAUGAAAGACAGCAGGUUUGGAAUAGAUAUGAGGAAGAAAUUCUGGACUGUGAGAGUGGUGAGGCACAGGCAUGGGCUGCCCAAAGAAGCUAUGGCUGCCCCAUCCCUGGAAAUGUUCAAGGCCCGGUUGGAUGGGGCUCUGAGCAGCCAGGUCUGGUGUGAGAUGUCCCUGCCCAUGGCAGGGGUUGGGACUGGGUGGUUGUUAAGGUCCACUCUGACCCAACCCAUUCUAUGGUUCCGUGUUGCUCCCUGUGCUGGAGGCCGCAGCGCACGGAACCGGCCGCUCUGUGACAUCAGCCCAGGGCUGAGGGUACCGCAGGCGCUGCUGGUGCACGGAGUCCUCGCUCCCACAGCUGACACGAGGCACGGGCAGCAAUGCUGCUGCUCUUCCUCCUCGUCCUGCUGGCCACGUGCAGGCCUGUGCAGGCCGUGUGGAACACCUGCGAUGGGAGCUGUGGCAUCCGGCCCUUGACUUCUGAUGUUGAGCAAGGCAGGACACGCGUCGUGGGUGGCACAGGUGCCGAGGCAGGGGCCUGGCCCUGGAUUGUCAGCAUCCAAGAUCCCUCAGUUUCAGGCACGGGGCAUCUGUGUGGAGGGUCCCUCAUCAGCGUACAGUGGGUCCUUACAGCAGCCCACUGCUUUACCGAAUCCAGGGACAUCAGCACCAUGCGCCUGCUGAUCGGGGCAACCCAGCUGACCAAGCCAGGCCCUGGGGCUGUGGUGCGCCGGAUUAAGCAGCUGCUGAUUCACAAGGAAUACAGUUCUGCUGAUCAGAGCAAUGACAUUGCACUGCUGGAACUGAACAAGCCUGUCCAGUGCAGCCCCUACAUCCAGACGGUCUGUGUGCCCAACGGCACGCUGAGCGUGGCACAGCUGGACACCUGCUACAUCGCUGGCUGGGGUGCCACCACUGCAAGAUCUCAAACAUCAAGUGACAUCCUGCAGGAGGCCAAGGUCCAACUUAUCGGUGUCCAGAUCUGCAACAGCAGCGAGUGGUACGGGGGGGACGUCCACACCCACAACUUGUGUGCUGGCUACCCAGAGGGUGGCAUUGACACCUGUCAGGGUGACAGUGGGGGUCCACUCAUGUGCCAGGAUGAUGAUGCUGACUUCUUCUGGGUCGUCGGUGUAACUAGCUGGGGAAAAGGCUGCGCCAGAGCAAAACGUCCUGGAAUAUACACUUCUGUUCAGCACUUCUAUGAGUGGAUUCUGUUCCAGAUGGAACUGCUUCCACAGGAAGAGUCUUCUCAGGCAUGGAGUUAUACAACUGCCUCAGAACGUUUGAGUCAUAUGAACGCCCCAUGGCCCACUUUUAAGCCAUGGUCGACAAUACUCCCCACUCUUAACCCAUUUCCAAGACCACCUCCCACUCUUAGGCCAUUGCCGACAGCAUUCCCCACUUACAAACCAUUUCCAACCGCGUUCCCCACUCACAGGCCAGUGCCAACAGUGUUCCCCACUCACAGGCCAGUGCCAACAGCAUACCCCACUCAGAUGCCAUGGACAACAGCAUACCCCACUCAGAUGCCAUGGACAACAGCAUACCCCACUCAGAAGCCAUGGACAACGGCAUACCCCACUCAGAAGCCAUGGACAACGGCAUACCCUACUCAGAAGCCAUGGACAACGGCAUACCCCACUCAGAAGCCAUGGACAACGGCAUACCCCACUCAGAAGCCAUGGACAACAGCAUACCCCACUCAAAAGCCAUGGACACAACCGGUGCCCACUCAGAAGCCAGGUUUGAUGCCACCACCAGUGGAAGAGACUAACAACUGCCCAUUUCCACUCAAGAAGCUGAUGGAAUUCUUCACUAAGGUCCGGGAUCUCCUGAGGAAUCUACCAGGAGUUACAGUUUGAGCAGAAGAAUGGACAGGAUCCAGUGCAGGUUGCAUGGGACCGUGGCCUUUUCCUGCUGAGGCAAUGCCUUCUGAUCCAAAGGCUGCCUCAGUGCCGAGGCCUGCUCUGUCCUGCCCUCAUUGCUUCUCUGCAUGUAUGCAAAUGCUAACAUUGGCUUAGUUGCUGAAAUAAAAUUGCCUAUAUUUGCCGUUAACC